This is a messenger RNA of Corylus avellana, 1097 nucleotides long. Its product is annotated as NAD(P)-binding Rossmann-fold superfamily protein. NCBI's taxonomy places the organism in Eukaryota, Viridiplantae, Streptophyta, Magnoliopsida, Fagales, Betulaceae. Gene Ontology annotation, molecular function: oxidoreductase activity, acting on the CH-OH group of donors, NAD or NADP as acceptor. The record is from RefSeq and is a predicted model, not a curated record.
AUGGAGGAUUUGGAAGGGGCGGCGGUGGGGGGGAAAGGAGAGGAGCCGCCGCUGACAUACUGUGUUACUGGUGCAACUGGGUAUAUCGGGUCUUGGUUGGUGAAGACUCUGCUUGAAAGAGGCUACAAGGUUCAUGCCACUGUUCGAGAUCCUGCCAAGUCAUUAUCACUACUGUCGCUGUGGACCAGCGGUGAGCGGUUGAGAUUGUUCCGAGCUGAUAUGCAAGAAGAAGGAAGCUUCGAUGAGGCUGUAAAGGGAUGCAAUGGCGUCUUUCACGUUGCUGCUUCAAUGAAAUUCAACGUUCAUCCAAAUGAGGACAUUGAGACUCAUGUUCGAUCAAACGCCAUCGACCCUGCAAUCAAAGGAACCUUAAACAUCUUGAAAGCCUGCUUGAGAUCCAAAUCUGUGAAAAGGGUUGUUUUCACAUCUUCCAUUAGUACUCUCACUGCCAAAGACGACAGCUCUGGAAAUUGGAGACAUGUUGUUGAUGAAUCGUGCCAAGCUCCUCUGGAUCAUGUCUGGAAUACCAAAGCAAGUGGAUGGGUUUACGUACUGUCAAAGCGUCUAACAGAGGAAGCAGCAUAUAAAUUUGCAAAUGAAAAUGGUAUCGAUCUUGUCUCAGUAAUAACAACUACAGUGGCUGGCCCUUUCCUCACUUUGGAUGUCCCAUCAAGCAUUCGAGUUCUCUUGUCACCAAUCACAGGAGACCCUGAGUUGUUUAGUAUAUUAUCUGCUGUGAAUGCAAGAAUGGGGUCGAUUGCUUUGGUUCACAUCGAAGAUAUAUGCAGUGCCCACAUAUUCCUAAUGGAGCAUGCUAAAGCAGAAGGGCCAUACAUAUGCUGCGCCCAAAACUCUCUAAUGUCCAACUUGGUUCAGCAUCUAGCUGAGGAGUACCCCUGCUCAAAUAUUAGGUCUGUGGAGAAAGAAAGCAAUCUAGUCCCUCCUGAAAUAUCUUCAAAGAAGCUAAGAGAUUUGGGUUUCAAUUACAAGCAUGGAAUAGAAGACAUAGUACAUCAUACAAUCACUUCUUGUUUAGAUUAUGGCUUUCUACCUCCUAUUGCUAAGUAAAGGCAGAUGCUUUUUGUCAGCUAACUGAA